Molecule: messenger RNA, 1125 nt
Organism: Erigeron canadensis
Lineage: Eukaryota; Viridiplantae; Streptophyta; Magnoliopsida; Asterales; Asteraceae
Product: 6-phosphogluconolactonase 3, chloroplastic-like
Exons: 3
Coding region: 72-830 (252 amino acids)
Biological process (GO): carbohydrate metabolic process; pentose-phosphate shunt
Molecular function (GO): 6-phosphogluconolactonase activity
Source: RefSeq, a predicted model, not a curated record
UUAUUUUACGAGAUACUAGUCCGACAUAUAAUUUACUUAUUUAAAAAUCAAAAGAAACAAAAACACUAAAAAUGGCAGCUCCAAACAUUCACAAACUUGAGACGGAGGAUCACGUCGCCGGAGCUCUCGCCGACUAUAUCACGGAUCUAUCUUCUAAAUUCAUCUCCGCCAAUGGUUCCUUCUCCGUUGUCCUCUCCGGCGGCUCUUUAAUUGAUACUCUCAGGAAGGUAGUUGAGGAACCGUACGUAAGUAAGAUAGAUUGGUCGAAAUGGUUGAUAUUUUUUCUGGAUGAACGUGUUGUGCCGCUUGAUCAUCCUGAUUCUAAUUAUAAGCUGGCUUUUGAUGGAUUCCUUAGAAAGGUGCCAAUACCCGAAUCUAACGUCUAUCCUAUUAAAGAAAGACUGUCACCUGAGGAAGCAGCAGAUGAAUAUGAGCAGAGGCUUAAACAUUUGGUUGCAAACAAGACACUAAAAGCAUCACCAAUUACAGGGUGUGCUAAAUUUGAUUUGAUGUUAGUCGGAAUGGGUCCAGACGGGCAUGUUGCAUCCCUCUUCUGCUGGCACUUUCAACGGUUUGAGAAGAAAAAAUGGGUGACUUUCAUCACCGAUUCUCCGAAACCACCACCUAAUAGAAUCACUUUCACCUUCCCUUUAAUCAAUUCAGCUUCUGAGAUUGCAAUGGUGGUGACUGGAGAAGAUGCGGCUGAUGCAAUUAAGGUGGCAUUAGGAGAACAUGCUUCUUAUGGUUACCCGUUGCCUGUGCAGAAGGUUUCACCUGAAGGAGGGCUUACAUGGUUUUUGGACAAGGAAGCUACUUUAAAGCUCAAGUAAAAUAACAGGAACAUAGUACAUCUUUUCGAUAUCAAUAAGGUAUGAUUGAGCUAUUUGAUCAUCCACAACCUUUGUUGUUGUUUGCUUUAGUAUGUGUAAUAUUGAUCAAGAUUUGCGUUAUGAAGUCAAAGCUUGUAGCCUUGUAAGCUUCCUUAUGUUUCAAAUAAGUGAGAGUUUAUUUGGGUUAGAUUUCGGAGUUAUCAUCCGCAUUUUAACUUACUGUCAUGAUUUUAUGUCCAGAAAAUGACAAGUUACAUAUUAAUAUUUAUUAGGAGUAUCUGUUUUUAUUGGUUUA